AUGCAACGGAGUGCAAACAAACCCAGAAGUGAAGUCGAUCUUCGUGAAAUUCGCUCGAUCAUCUCAGGGUUAAGAGAGAUCCACAAAAAUUUCGAAUUUGUCAAAACGGCUUUGAGUCAUGCUGUCACCUAUGAAAAACACGAAGGCGACGUACGGAUUGAAAAGAAGAAGAACGAGGCUCAAAUGUCUUGCUAUUAUAUCCUGAGUGGGUCGAUAGAAGCUUUUUACACGGUCAGGAAUAAUAGCUGGAGUCUGCCACAUAAGGAGAGGACGAUUUCUUAUACAAAUGUUGCAGGCGAUUACAUAGGACAGCUCUCAGCUGAUGGGCCAAAUUUUGAUUUACCCUCCCCGGAGUCAAUGAAUACUAUAGGGCAUUGCGAGUUUCUACGAAUCGACAGAGCCGUGUUCCACGAAAAGAUACAAGAGGCUCAACGGUUGUUUCGGAACGAAAUAGUGCAAUUCUUAAAUGAGACAACAUUCCUUAGCAAGAUUACUGAAGAAGAUAGGGCGAAGCUCGUGUUGCAAAUGGCUAAACAGGUAGGAGAAUAUUUCAAAUAUAUGCAAGUUCAGGCUGAAUGUACGGAUAGAAUUCCCCCUGCUGGAAAACAGAUCUUGUAUCAAGGACAGAAGCAAGAACAUGCAUUUUUCGUAGCAAAAGGGAGAUGCGUGUAUCAUCGACGAAUAUAUCUUCCAGAACAAAACCGAAGUGAGCUUUUUAAAAUGGGAUACAUCGAAAGAGGCUCGUAUUUUGAUGCUACUUGCAUCCUUGAUGACCAAAAUAGCAGGUUUUCGGUGAGUGCUGUUGGACCAGUGACAUGUUAUUUACUGAACAAGUGGACGAUAAAAAAUAGUGAAAGUCUGCUACGAGCUUUCGCCACCAACAGACCGUCAUUUCCGACUGAUAAGGAAAUAGAAUGCUUAGUAAGAGAAAGUGAUGAAUGGCAAAGUUAUAAACGAGAUGCUGUGUGCGAUGCUUUUGUCACAAAACAGAAAGCAACCUCCAGAAUCGUACCUCAGAGUAAUAUACCACCAGCACUGGACGCAGCAAUCAAACACGGAAUAUCGUUAAGACUAGAACGACGUAAGGACAUGAUCAGUACUCCAUCUGAUGACUUGGAUCUAAGUUCGCGAAGAUCCCGGGCAUCUUCGUCACAGUCGAGAGAAUCCACAGUUAAGGACAACACUACAUCUGUCUUGAAAGCCGUGAUGUUGAUGAAACGAUCCCGUGGCUCUAUUCAAAAGGACAACAGUGAAGAUAUGCUUUCAUCUUCUAAUCAGCACCAUGGAAAUAGAUUGAAGCCAAGUUCAAAGAGAGACGGUUUGCAUUCCGCGCCAGAACUAAAACAUUGGAAAGGUAAGAAUUAUUGCAAGGUGGAUGGGAAAAUAAGCAUGACAGAACUGAAAGGAAAUGGGCAAAGACAAACGCGGAAGCAGUAUGAAAACUCCAGCUCAAACCUCGUUCACAAAAGAAGCAAAACUGUUGCUAGGAGAGGCAUAUCUUCUAAAGCAUUCUCCGCUGAAGAACUACUUUGCAAACAAGACAGGAAUAGACCAAAGACCGUACCAAAUGGGAACCCGCAGACACUCAAUGGUAACCCUGCUUCAAACCAAUGUUCUUUCACGAGGAUUAAGAAAAAGAACGGCAGUCAACUGGAAGCACGUGGAGAUGACCGCCCCAGGUCGACGCCAACCUCGCACGCGCGUGGCCAGGAGAAAAAGGGCGUGUUUGACGAUCGAUGGGUGACGCAUGAUAAGAAAUUCAAAGUCAAACAGAUUGUAAAUACACGAAUUCCAGGGAGGGAAAACCCGGUGGAAGACCAGUACCGGCGAUUCGAACCCAGUAUGUUUACGUACCUCGAUACUAUCAAUAAUUUUGACAAGGAAAAAGAGAUCGACCCGUGCGGAGCAAAGCUCAAGUCUGCUAUCUGGUUAAAGAAAGCCAAAGAGAAGCUGGCAACGGGAGGUAGGGAUUAUAAUCCCGGGAGAAGUCCUAUCAUUGUGAUUGAAGAGUUUUGUGCCGGGAAUGAGGGAACAUGGGAUGAGGAGAGUGGGUAUGAGUCACAUGGAAAGAAAAAGAUCAAAGAUAGCGCAGCAAGUAUGGAGAUGUUACUGGAAGACAGUGAUAAAGAAAAUGUGGCAGAAGAAGUGAGAAAGGAUGAGUGGAUCACGUCUGUGCAUGAAACACGUCACGAGGCAGAACAUUGUAUCGAACAAGCGAGAAAUGACAUCGAGAUGUUGGAGAAGAAAUUAUUCCAGCUUGGCUGGACUCCUGAUAUGCUGAACGAGAAGGAGAGGAUACGAAAUGAAAGACGAAAACGAAGUUGCAGAAGUAGCAAUGAAGAUAUGCUGGAAGAGGAUGUUGAACCACAGCGAAAGAUCGAUAUCACAAAAACAAAACAGCCGCAACAGAGAAAACACAAGAUGAUAAAACGUCAAGAUUCCAUUCAGAAGAUACUAGAGAAGAAAGAUCUUAUCAGAAGGCAUCAAAGUUGGUCAGAGGAAGAAAAAACGCCGAACCGGAAACCGACAUUAGUGAAACGUUACUCAACAGGUUCCGCAAUAACAGGAAACUGUGCUCAGUCUCGGACAAGAAUCCUAAGAACAAGAACGUCAACAGUCUCAUAGAUGAAAGACCUUAUUGAAAAACUCAUUUUCGCUCUCAACUGUGGAUAAUGAACAUUGUUCUAGUACAGACCAUAAUUGAAUUUUAAAC
Molecule: messenger RNA, 2713 nt
Organism: Dendronephthya gigantea
Lineage: Eukaryota; Metazoa; Cnidaria; Anthozoa; Malacalcyonacea; Nephtheidae
Exons: 9
Coding region: 1-2625 (874 amino acids)
Source: RefSeq, a predicted model, not a curated record